Molecule: messenger RNA, 1155 nt
Organism: Coffea eugenioides
Lineage: Eukaryota; Viridiplantae; Streptophyta; Magnoliopsida; Gentianales; Rubiaceae
Product: protein TORNADO 2
Exons: 2
Coding region: 154-963 (269 amino acids)
Biological process (GO): auxin-activated signaling pathway
Cellular component (GO): plasmodesma; plasma membrane
Source: RefSeq, a predicted model, not a curated record
ACAAAAACUAGUACUAGUGACUUGCAAAUCAAAAUCUCUAUCUUGUCUACUUAGUUUCCUGUUCUUCCUCCAUCCUUACUCUUCUCAGCCAAACCCCCCCCCCCAAAAAAAAAAAAAAAAAAAGGACUUAGCAUUUCUUCCUUCUUCAAAGAAAUGGCACUAAGCAAUAAUGUUAUUGGUUGCAUAAACUUUGUUGCAAUGCUUCUUUCAAUCCCCAUCAUCGGUGCUGGAAUCUGGCUAGCAACAGAACCAGACAAUUCCUGUGUAAAACUUCUUCAAUGGCCAGUGAUUAUCUUGGGAGUUCUGAUUUUGAUUGUGGCUCUUGCGGGUUUUAUUGGAGGGUUUUGGAGGAUUCCAUGGCUUCUUAUUUUGUACCUCAUUGCUAUGCUCGUUCUCAUAGUUUUGCUUGCUUGUUUGGUGGUUUUUAUCUAUAUGGUUACCAUCAGAGGCUCUGGCCGGCCUGCAACAAACCGAGCUUAUUUGGAAUAUCAUCUUGAUGACUUCUCCGGAUGGCUUCGAAGAAGAGUUCAAAGCUCUUAUAAAUGGGACAGAAUAAGAAGUUGCCUUAGCUCUUCUAGCAUGUGUGCUGAGUUGAACCAAAGUUAUCGUAUGCCUCAAGAUUUCUUCAAUGCACAUCUUAGUCCCUUACAGUCAGGCUGCUGUAAACCUCCAACACAAUGCGGCUACACAUUUGUGAACCCAACAUACUGGAUUAGUCCAAUAGACACAGCAGCAGACAUGGAUUGCCUUCAAUGGAGCAAUGAGCAAACACAACUUUGCUACUCAUGCGAUUCAUGCAAAGCAGGAUUAUUGGCUAAUCUCAAGAAAGAAUGGAGAAGAGCAGACAUUAUAUUAUUAAUCACACUUGUGGGCUUGAUUUGGGUUUAUUUAAUUGGAUGUUGUGCUUUUAGGAAUGCCAAGACUGAGGACCUGUUUCGCAAAUACAAGCAAGGUUAUACAUAAAAGUGAGAUUUGCGAUAGGGUUUAGUGGGGUAUUUGUUCCUAAUUUCUAGCAGUACUAUUUGGCUUUUAUCUUUUGCUGAUGAAUCAUGGAUUUGUGUAUUCGAGAAGAACUUUGGGAUUGAUGUACUGAGGUAAUGUCAAAAAGUAAUGAAUGGUAUGGUCAAAUCCAAGAAGACUAACGUGAUUUGUGGA